Molecule: messenger RNA, 1870 nt
Organism: Lycium barbarum (goji berry)
Lineage: Eukaryota; Viridiplantae; Streptophyta; Magnoliopsida; Solanales; Solanaceae
Exons: 8
Coding region: 256-1032 (258 amino acids)
Molecular function (GO): zinc ion binding
Source: RefSeq, a predicted model, not a curated record
GGGAACGAAGUGACGUGUAUAGCAUGUAGGCAGGUCAAAAACUCUUUUAAAAAAAGAAGAAGGAAGCAAUUGGAAAAGUCUGGUCGUGUCGUUCCAAAUUCCAGGCCGCCGAUCUCCCUCUCCGGCUAUUCCAAUGUCGAAGUAUCUCACCUGAAUAUCCCCAUCAGUUUUCCCUGUCUCUAUUGAAAUGGUCUGUAGGGACAAUCGCCCCUGUGAUGAGAUUUACAGCUUAAUCUGGAGUCAAGGUUUUUCGCAAUGCGAAUAGUGUCAAAUGACAGUCUGGUAGUAGAUAGUUCAGAAACAGAGCCCAUCUUAUCUCAGAUUGCUAUUGUUGAGGAAUCUGAGGACACUUCACCUUCAACUGAAAUCACUGCGAGUGAGGAUUGUUUGGAGACUACUGGUGACCUGCAAAGUGUCGGAGUCGACAGAAUUCUAUUUUUGUCACAUGCAGAACUGUCCCAAUGUCGCAUAUGCUUGGACAGUGAAGGAGAAGAUCUGAUUGCACCCUGCCAUUGUAAAGGAACACAAAAGUAUGUCCAUAGAUCAUGUCUUGAUAACUGGAGAUCAACUAAGGAGGGAUUUGCUUUUGCCCACUGCACCGAGUGCAGGGCAAAGUUCAUAUUACGGGCAAAUGUCCCACCUGAUCGCUGGUGGUUGAGGUUAAAAUUCCAAAUCCUUGUGGCAAGAGACCAUGUGUUCAUUUUUCUCAUUGUCCAGUUGAUUGUAGCAUUCUUAGGUAUACUUGUGUACAAAUUCUACGGAGAUGAACUAAGGGAAAUGUUUGGCUACCGAGAGCAUCCAUAUGGCUUUUAUACAAUGGCAGUUUUGGCAAUCAUACUGGUGGGUUUGCUUUAUGGUUUCUUCAUAGCAAUAAUUUGUGGACAGAGAAUUAGUGAACGCCAUUAUCACGUCCUUGCCAAAAAAGAACUCACGAAGGAAUAUGUGGUAGAAGAUCGCGAAAGGUUAACUAAAGAUGUCCCUGAACUUGAUCCUAGCCACGUUACAGAGCUAAGAAUGCUGGGGCUCUAUUGAGAAUCAUGGCGACCUAGCAAGUACCUCACCCUCACUAUAUAUAACUAAUUUUAAGCGGGAGAAUAUGUGCGACUCCUGCCAUGUUAUGGUUGUGCUGCCAAAACUCAAAAGAUAGUGAAGCCGAAAGAGUGUCCUAACCCAGACGGGAUUUUUUGGAGGGGGUGCAGGUCCUCUUUAUAGUUUAUAUAUAUAAACUUCCAAAAUUGGUUUAUUUUGAAAAGUAAUUUAUUGCAGUUUCAAAAAAAAAAAAACUACUUUUGGUAGUUUUGUUUAUGUUUGGCAAAAUUAUUUGAGAAGCGCUUUUAUCGGUAUUAUAGAGAGUCUUAAAUGGUCAUUGAACUUAUAGAAAAAUUCUACUAAAGUAACUUUUGAAUUUUUUUGGACAAGGUCAUCAAACUAUGUCCUUGUUUCCAAUAAAGUAAAUUAACCCAUUUUUAGACAUAAAACCCCUUAACCCAUAUAUAAAUUAUAAAACCCAUUACCUAGGCACAAUUUUUAGACACUCCAAAAUUCUUGUUCAAGUUUUAAUAAUAAAACAGAAAUAUUCAAAUAAUAUUUCAAGCUAUAAGAAUAAAACAAUAUAAUGCUAUAAGCUGAUUUUCUUUGUUAUAUCAACAUCUUUUGAACUAUUUUGAUAUUUUUCUAUUGUUCAAAGUAUCUGAUGUGACAACUUCAACUGCUCUGAAAGGCAAUGAGAGAGAGCUUUUCCUAACUGAUUUUGUUUCUAUCCUGAAAUAUUUCUUGCCCUUGGUAGAAUUUUGGAUGUUUGCUUUUAACAUCUGCGUCAAUAUUUGGUCCUCAGCCUAAAUUUAUAUAGGCUUUGGUGAUCUUAAAUUCU